Molecule: messenger RNA, 1443 nt
Organism: Thecamonas trahens ATCC 50062
Lineage: Eukaryota; Apusomonadida; Apusomonadidae
Product: MFS permease
Exons: 2
Coding region: 7-1443 (478 amino acids)
Source: RefSeq, a predicted model, not a curated record
AACGGCAUGCUUAAUCCUGGCAACAAGGAGGCGUGUAGUCGGGAAUGCUCAGGCUCGGGCUCAAGCUCGAGCUGGGGCUCGGGCUCGGGCUCCGACUUUGGCUCUAGCUCGGGCACGAUCACGACUAUCAAGGCGCACAGCUCCGAGACUGGGCCAACAACGCUCGAGUACGAUCGAUAUAUGUUGGUCCAGCUCCUACUGCUGUCGCUCGCGUUCUGUGUCGGCCAGAUCACCGUCUUUGUCAACGUGUCCGCAGCGGUGAAGACGGCCAAGGCCAUCGGCGGGGCCAAGGUGUCAACGCUCCCGCUCGGGGUGCUGCUGAUGGCAUCAGCGAUGUCAUCGGAACUUGCAGCUCGUGCCCAGGCGGCGUGGGGCCGGCGGCGGACGUUUGUGAUGGCGGCGGCGAUGGGCGCGAUCGGCGCAGGCCUCUCGCUCACCGGCGUGGUCCGCGGCUCAAUGGUGCUGUACACGCUUGGUUUUGUGCCUCAGGGUGCCACCGCUGCAUUUGUUAAUCAGUUUCGCUUUGCCGCUGUUGACAUGGCUUCGCUCUCAUUCCGCCCGUACGCGCUGGCGAUGGUCAUCGGCGGAGCAGUCGGCGCUGCGCUGGUCGCACCCGAGGCCGCCACCUCGGGCCGCCAUCUGCUUUCCACCGAGUAUGCUGGCAUAUAUGUCAUCCUCUUGUGCGUCUUUGUCAUUCUGGCCGUCAUCGUUGCCGUCAUUGACUACACUCCAUUCGCGGCUCGCAGGCCGGGAUGCGAGGCCGCAGCCGCUGCCGAGACUGCGACUGAGCCAUCCGCCUCAGGCGAGAAUGACAGUGCUCACACUGCCGCAGUCCGGUCGCGGUGGGUCAUUUUUUCCCAGCGCCAGCUGGUGGCCCCGCUUGUCGGCCAAGCCGCGGCGUACUCGGUGAUGGCGGUGCUUAUGGUCGGCGCACCGCUGCCGAUGGACGAUGCCGGGCACUCGUUCGGCGAUGUGGCCCGUGUUGUCCAGGCCCACAUCCUCGGCAUGUUCCUGCCCUCGUGGUUUGUCACUGGCUUUCUCAUCCGCUCCUUCGGCCUCCACACGGUGGCACUGGGCGGAAUGGCGGUCCUGGCCGCUGGCGCUGGCCUGCUGCUACUCGGCUCAAGCAUGGCCAUCUUUGUCACCGCCCUCGCUGUCAUCGGCGUCGGCUGGAACUUUGCCUUUAUUGCUUCGACCCAGCUCGUCACCCUCGCCUACACUCCAGCAGAGCGGUACGUGGUGCUCGGCAUCAACGAUUUUGUGUACUGGUGCGACCAGGCCGCCCAGCUCAUCCGCCUGCUCGCCUUUGACAAGAACAAGGUCACCGUCGCCAUCCGCAUCUAUCCGCACAUCGCCGACCGGGGCAACUUUGAGGACGUCGUCCUCGAUGCUCUCGACUUUUCCUCGUCCAAGGACCAGGUCAAGGAGGAGCUCCGGAUCUGA